AUGUCCCUGAGGUUCCACAGCCAACAGAGGCGAAGCCCAGGCUCAGACCCAGGUGUGGCAGACCCUACGCUGGUCUUUUUCAAGCUGUUCCGCUUCGGAGACACUGCAGGGUGCAUCCUGGGGCCACAGCUGCAGAUUCUUGUUGACACCGGGAGCAGCAACUUCGCCGUGGCCGGCGCCCCGCAUCCUUACAUAGACUCCUACUUUGACACCCAGAGGUCCAGCACUUACCGUCCCAAGGACUUUGAUGUCACCGUGAAGUACACACAAGGCAGCUGGACGGGCUCCGUGGGGGAGGACUUGGUCACCAUCACAAAGGGCUUCAACACCUCCUUCCUCGUCAACGUCGCCACCAUCUUCGAGUCGGAGAAUUUCUUCCUGCCUGGCAUUCAGUGGAAUGGGAUCCUGGGGCUCGCUUACGCGGCCCUGGCCAAGCCAUCGAGUUCCCUGGAGACGUUCUUCGAUUCCCUCGUGACGCAAGCCGGGAUCCCCAACGUUUUCUCCAUGCAGAUGUGUGGGGCGGGACUGCCCGUGGACGGAUCUGGUACCAACGGAGGUAGUCUUGUCCUGGGAGGAAUUGAACCAAGUUUGUACAAAGGAGACAUCUGGUAUACCCCGAUUAAGGAGGAGUGGUAUUAUCAGAUCGAAAUUCUGAAGUUGGAAGUCGGAGGCCAGAGCCUUAAUCUGGACUGCAGAGAGUAUAACGCGGACAAGGCCAUCGUGGACAGCGGCACCACACUGCUGCGCCUGCCCCACAAGGUGUUUGAUGCGGUGGUCGAAGGCGUGGCCCGCGCGUCUCUGAUUCCAGAAUUCUCGGAUGGUUUCUGGACUGGGUCCCAGCUGGCAUGCUGGGCGAAUUCCGAAACACCUUGGUCUUACUUCCCGAAAAUCUCCAUCUACCUGAGAGAGGAGAACUCCAGCAGAUCCUUCCGCAUCACUAUCCUGCCUCAGCUUUACAUCCAGCCCAUGAUGAGGGCUGGCCUGAAUUAUGAGUGCUACCGAUUCGGCAUUUCACCUUCCACGAACGCGCUGGUGAUUGGUGCUACCGUGAUGGAGGGCUUCUACGUGAUCUUCGACAGAGCUCGGAAGAGGGUGGGCUUCGCCGCAAGCACCUGUGCAGGCGCCCUGAGAACCGUGCUCUUCAUCUUCGCCUGUGUGUGCGCCUGGUACUCCGGGUACCUGCUGGCACAGCUCGUCCCAGAGGUGCCCCUGUCCAGUGCCAUCUACAGCAUCCGGAGCAUCGGGGAGAGGCCCAUCCUCAAAGCCCCGGCCCCCAAGAGGCAAAAAUGCGACCACUGGUCCCCGUGCCCCCCGAACACCUAUGCUUACCGGUUGCUCAGCGGCGGGGGCAGGGACAAGUACGCCAAAAUCUGCUUUGAGGACGAGCUGGGGGACGAGGGCCUCCCCUUAGGCCUGGGAAAGAUGACCGCCACUGGGGACCCUGACAAUCACAGGUUUGGGGUGUCCCGGAAGCAAGCUGAGCACAUGGUCCAGUGA
This is a messenger RNA of Myotis lucifugus (little brown bat), 1497 nucleotides long. RefSeq names its product beta-site APP-cleaving enzyme 2 (gene BACE2). The record is from RefSeq and is a predicted model, not a curated record. Gene Ontology annotation, molecular function: aspartic-type endopeptidase activity. The transcript is spliced from 11 exons. Lineage: Eukaryota; Metazoa; Chordata; Mammalia; Chiroptera; Vespertilionidae. Gene Ontology annotation, cellular component: membrane; endosome; trans-Golgi network. Bases 1 to 1497 code for a protein of 498 amino acids. Gene Ontology annotation, biological process: amyloid-beta metabolic process; membrane protein ectodomain proteolysis.